Molecule: messenger RNA, 1745 nt
Organism: Hyaloscypha bicolor E
Lineage: Eukaryota; Fungi; Ascomycota; Leotiomycetes; Helotiales; Hyaloscyphaceae
Product: DUF1776-domain-containing protein
Exons: 3
Coding region: 14-1546 (510 amino acids)
Source: RefSeq, a predicted model, not a curated record
CCAGCAGCAACACAUGUCCACCACGAUUACACUCAACAUCAUGUCUGCAGACGACCAAGCGUUCCUCGAUAUACUCUCCUCGGUUCCCAAUGACAUACGUCGAUACUCGAACGACGUGGCUGACUACGUUGACAAGCAUUUAGAGAAGGUUGCGAACACAUUGAGAGAAGCUUUAUCCUCAUCGAAAUGGAUCCCCGAGAAUGCGAGGCCGAGACCUCCUCCGCCUCCGCGGACGGCCACACUCCCAUGUGCCGCUUCAACAUAUUCUCAAAUUCACGACUGGGUUCUGAAGAACAAGAUCCUGACGACUGUUAUUAUGAUCGCCGCUGGAGGACUUACAUAUCAUAUUAUAAAAAGGAAGUCGAACCGCAAGAAAAGGAGAGCGAAGAGGGCUCCUAAUGGUGCAAGAGUCGAGGUCGUGGUCGUUGCGGGAUCCCCAUCUGAACCGAUUACUCGGUCCAUUUCUCUAGAUCUAGAGCGAAGAGGAUUUAUUGUCUACAUUGUGUGCAAUACAAUCGAGGAAGAAGUCCUCGUCCAAAACGAAUCAAGGCCAGAUAUCAAACCGCUGAUGAUUGAUAUCGUAGAUUCCGAGAGCGCCCGCGGAUCCAUCGACCGCUUUACAGCCUUUCUUCAAGCACCACACGCCGUAGCUCAAGGCAUAAAGUUACAUUAUCUAAAUUUCCGCUCCCUGAUUCUCAUCCCAACACCGAACUACCCCUCUUUACCGAUAGCUACUCUGGCCCCCUCAGCACUCUCCGACCUCCUAAACACCCGCCUUUUAACACCCAUCCUCACCCUCCAAACCUUCCUCCCACUCCUACAAACCCUCCCCCUCUCACACCCCCACCAACAUACCGGCCCAUCGGCAGCUCUUCUCAAGCCCUCAGUCCUCGUCCUCACACCCUCAAUAAUCUCGAACCUCAACCCAGCUUUCCACCUCCCAGAAUCAGCAAUAGUCUCCGCCCUCUCCUCCUUCACCUCUGUUCUCUCCUCCGAGCUUCAACCACUUGGAAUACCUGUUACACACCUUCAACUAGGAACCUUUGACACCUCACCCUUCGCCUCACAUAACCGGCAACUCACAGUCUCAUCCCAGCGCGCAGAGAUGCUAAAAUGGGAAGAAAGUGCUCGGCACGCAUAUGGCAAGAAUUACGCUACCGUCACCUCGAAGACUGGUGGGGGAGGUGUAGUUGGUAAGGGCAGCAGUUUGCGGGAAUUAAAUAAUGCAGUGUUUGAUGCGAUGAUCUGGGGGAAGGGAGGUGUGGUGAGGGUUGGAAUGGGGAGUCGAGUCUAUGGAUUUGUAGGACGAUGGGUUCCUAGUGGGUUGGUAGGAUGGAUGAUGGGUGUUAGAGGCGUGGGGGACAAGGAGGAGUUUGGACGCGCCGUUGGGACUAGUGAGGGCUUAGGAAGCAGAAGCACGAGCCCCGGCAGCAGUUCAAAUGGUGGAAAUGGGAAUGUGCAUGGUUUGAAGCUAGGAGAGAGCGAGUAUAUUUCUGUUUAUGGGGAGCAUCGGGAUGAGCCUUGUUUACCGGGUUGCGAGCAUUGAGAUUUAGGCGUUGAAGAGUCGAAGUAAAUUAGGAGGUUAGGUCGAUUUAGGUUGGGUAGAUGGGAAGGGAAUCUCCAUUCAUGACAGCUCAUCUCUACGAGAGCGACACAAUAUACACAAUGUUCUCCUCUUUAAGGAACCACCAGUGGUCAAUUGGGACUCACUUUGGUGCUAAUCUAGGUGAUAAGUUGCCGUCAAG